AAGGGUUGUUCUCUUUUGUGCGAUGCCCUGGAAAAUCGUCAGCUGGAACGUGAACGGAAUCCGAACGUUGGUAACUCCGAAAACGCCGUUGAGCAAAUGGCUGAACGAUUUCGACGCCGACAUCGUCUGUUUCCAGGAGACGAAGAUUUCUCGAGAAGCAUUGCAGGAAGAGAUCGCCGUGGUUCCUGGUUACACAUCGUACUUCGCCUUUUCGCAAACGAGAGUCGGAUAUUCUGGUGUUGCAACUUACUGCAAGUCAAGCACUGCAACCCCAACAAAUGCGGAAGACUGUUUAACAGGUUGGCAGAGUAAUUCGAAUAGCGUCAUUGGAUUCACUGCUUCAGCGAGUGACGACAAUUUAUCCUCUGGAGGUCUGAGUUCGCUGGAUACUGAAGGAAGAUGCGUUCUGACGGAACACUUGAUUUCGGAUUCGCUGACGGAUGAAAAGAAGAAGCUCUUCGUUUUCAACGUGUAUGUUCCAAGGGUUGAUUUCGAGGAGAACCCGCCCCCCAGGCUAGAUUACAAAAUGGACUUUUUGCGAAUUUUGCUACAACGAGCGAAAAAGAUGACUGCAGCCGGACAUUGUGUGAUCAUCACUGGCGACUUGAACGUCUGUAUCAGCCCUGAAGACCACUUUGACCCUGGUGAUAUCAAUGAUUUUUACAAAGAUCGACCUGAUCGGCAGUUAUUGAAGAGCUCCCUCCUAAACUCAGAAUUAUCCGGAGACGGAUUCCUCGUUGAUUCCUUUCGGAAAAUGCAUCCGGACCGGAAGAAUGCCUACAGUUGUUGGCACACGAAACUUGGCCUGAGGAGCAAAAAUUUGGGAACGAGAAUCGACUUUGUCCUGACAGAUUUGGCAUCUGCCAAUCUUUUGGCAGGUGCUGACGUUUGCCCACACGUCAUGGGCUCUGACCAUUGUCCAGUUGAAACCAGUUUUUCCAGUUCACUCCACGCCUCCGUAGUUUGUCCAGCCUUGGCCACGAAACUCUGGCCCCAGUUUGCCCGAAAGCAGCAAAAACUCACCGACUUUUUCGCCCGUGGGGAGAAGAAUUGUGUUGCGUCUGUCGUGCAGAAACGCGAAAAGGCGAAGAAAUGUAACAAUUUGAUUUCGAGCUAUUUCGUGAAGCGGCAGAAAGUGACGGACUCCGGCGAAUUUGUGAUUUCUGAAUCGGCCUCACAAGAAGUGGAGCGAGUUAUAGAAGAUAUUGAGCAGGAAUCGUGUUCUCCUCCGAUUCGAUCCGAAAUUUCAGUAGAAACGAGCCGAAGUGGGAAUGUUUCCAAUUCUUGGAAGUCCCUUUUGACUGGACCACCCAAGUGCAAACACGGGUUCGUGUGUGUUCGACGCGUUGUCAAAAAACCUGGGCCGAAUUUGAAGAGAGAAUUCUGGAGUUGUCCAAUUAUGCCGGUCGAGGAAACUGAGUUGAAUGAGUUGUGGAGACAUCUAGGCGAUGUAGAUGAAGCAAAAUCCUCGGCUUCUGCUGCAACACUGAAGACAUUGUAUCUGAAGAGGAAAUUAAAGCUGUCGGAAAUCGUUUCUGGGGUCAUGGUAGUUGUUCACAGUCAGAACAGGAAUCCCAUGGGUGCCAUUCUGAUGCUGUUGGAAGUUUUAUCUGUAGCUGAUGAUCUCUCCGAAGUUUGGUCACCCAACAGAGAACUUGAAGACCUUCGAAGUUCAAAAGUGAAGUCAGCAGUUAAUCCUUUGGUUGCUUUGGUGCUUCAUAAACCGAGCUGCGGUCAUGCGAUUCUUUCUGGAGCCGAUUAUUUUUAUCGUCGAACCGAUUGUUCCAAGCUAUGGGGUCUAUUGUUGGAGCUGUUCAAGUUUGUAUUGAACGAUAAAGGGACGACUCAGGAACAUUUCCUUUUGCAGAGAGAAGCUUUUCUCAUUUUGGCCAACAGAGGUGCGGACUUUUCGUACCGAGACGUUUACGAGCUGCUGAGAAAUCAUGUCUGGAUCAGAAAAAAGCUGUACAAUGAUCAAGAUCUUGAAGCAGCUGCAGACAAACUAGUUUUACUCCUGCAGCGAUUCCCUUCAACUACUGUGUGGAAGUCUUCGGAUGAUGACAAUAUUUUGCCAAUUUGUUGUGCGAUUUUGUGGGAAUCCUCAAAAAGCACGUCGAAUGCAAUAUUUUUACCGAGACUGAUGACUGUGCUGAACACUGUUGUCACUGAAUUGUCGCCUGCGUACCAAGCCUUCUUGUGGCUUUUCCUCUGUGUUUUUCUGCCCAUCUGUCCUAUUUCUUUGUAUGAAUCAGCCAUUGAUUUGGAUCCCGACUCCAAAUUUGCGAUCCGAAUCUAUUGCCACUCGGAUGAGAACGGCUUUCUCAUCGUUCGUCAUCCAUUCCUGAGCAAUAUCCUGCGAGUGCAAACCUGGUUGACGACUGACGGAUUUGACACUAAGUCUAAAAGCAGCAGAAAGAAUGCUGAAGACGUCGUUAUUCAAACUGCGAUGCUUGGAGAAUUUUUGGCACUCGACGAAGAAAACUCGCGUAUUUCUGCUUUUGGGAUGAAUCACGAAGAGCUGCUGGAGGCGUUGGUGGAUGCAGGUGAAAAGGAUCCUGUUGCAGCAGUGCGCAUGUUGCCUGUGUUUGUGGCCACUCUGUCGUUCAAGACGCUGGGCAGCAGGGCCAUGUCGAGUGCGCUUAAACUCAGAGUUAUGCAGGUUUUGCCCAAGUGGGCUGUGCACAAGGCAUGUCUGAAGCCGUUGCUGAACUUGAUUGCAGCCAUGAGAAGUCAGUCGGGUUUGGAGGUGAUGGCCCUGCGCAUGAUGCACGAAUUGUGGAAAGCCGAUGAUCGGUGUUUCGGAGAACUGGAAUCGAUGUUGGUUCAAUCCAAGAACGACUCAGCAGCUUGGGCCAUUGCUAAAAGUUGCUUAGUCCGAGACAUCUGUUUGUCCAAGGCAAAUAAAUUUGGCAAUGCUUUCUUGGGACUUGUUGUGGACACCAUCAAAGCACCGUCCGGGUUGGAAAUUCAUGCGUUAUGCGCUUUGGAUGCAGUUGGUGCCUUGUGCAAAGAGAGCGUUGUUGAUUUGCAAGAUGUGUUUGAGAUCUUGACGAUUCUUGCGCAUGCUGAAACGAGGUCGCUUGUAAUUUCCAAAAUUGGGGAAGUUAUUCAAUUGGCUGCUGACGUGGAAAGAACGAGCAGAAAAGCGAAUCUUUUUGUGACUCGUGUUCUCAAUUGGCUGUGGGACCUGACUUGUGGUACUCAAGUACAUCUUGUUAAUAUGGCUUUGAGAACGCUCGGAAAAUUCUCGCCUACGGAUUUCAAACUGUCUAUGGUUCCCGUCAGUUUCCGAUCCCGAGCGGAAAUUAAGGAAAGGAUUUUUGACGAACAAGAGGAUUUUGUUUCGGGUGCUCACAUCCUGAAAAUGUUCGAGGAACUGAAUGAGAAGAGUUUUCCUGCCAUGGAGGACUUGGUGUUAUCCAUGACCGGACACGAGAUGAGAAACAUGGGCAAGAGAGCUUACACGAUGGGCAUGAAUCUGGCAGCGACUAGGAGAAACCCGGAAAACCCCGCGGGAGAACCCAUGGAUUACAAUUAUUUGGACGAGAAAAGCCUGCUCAAGUGGGUAAUUCGUUAUCUCAUCGAAGAGUCUAGAAAGGAACGCACGGAUUCCGGAAGCACGAUUUUGAUUUGUUUGGCGGCUUUGAAUCAGACGGAGUUUUUCUCUGGCACUCGAGGACUCCCGCCGUUAUUCUGGCCGAGGAUUUUACGGCCAUUGGCAAGGCUACCUGAAUUGCUGUGUGCUGUUUUGGAUUUGGUCGUGGAAGCAAUGGUUGUGCUGAGAAGGAGAUUUUCAGACGUUGUGGUUGCUUUGAACGUGACUGAAUAUGAAGAGAACUCAUUGGCGGGUUUUCUCGAAUUUCACUUCGAAAAGCCACUUCAAGACCAUGGAAAGAAGCUAACGGAUGACUGGUUGACAGCGUUUCGAGAUUCACUGACGGACAAUCGAGUUUCUUCUGAAAAUAAAGCCUUUAUUGCCGAAUGUCUCGUGAAGCAAGUGAAGAAGUUCUCUGCAGAUCAUUCGACUUUUAAUAGGACGUUGCUGGAAAUCCCGCCGGAUUAUUUCCUGGCCCUUGUGGAAGCUGGCGACGGAGUUGACUUGAUGAAGGCUGGCAUUUUGCGUGCAGAAAUGGUGAAGAGAGCUGUUGCUCAUGGGAUCAGUGACACCAAGUUUGAAUCGAAUCCAUUGCGUUGGAUGUUCAAGCCGAUUGAUUGGCUCAUUGAUGGAACUGUGGAUGAUGAAAAGACGAUCCAAGAUUUUCAGAAUCUCAUAAACGAUACGAUUAGAGGAGUGCAACAGGCGUCUUUCCGGAUGCAAUGGGUGUCUCAUCAGGUGGAUCUUAUUCUUCAAUGCGACACGAAUGAUCCUGAAGCAUUCGCCAAGGAAGUACGAAUUCGAUGGGAUGUAGUCAUCAAGUCAGUUAUAACUUUCGGAGAUUUUGAGCAUUUGUUGGCUACUUGCUUGAAGCAUUCGGAUGUGAGCAUCAGUCAGGAGGAGAAAAUUCGAAUCACGAUGCAUGUGUUCGCCUUGUGUAUGAGCGACCUCUAUGUGAAUCCGAUUUGGGAACCGGUUUGCGCAAAAAUGCUCGCCAUUGCGGAGGGAAAUUUUGUGAACGCGUUUCUCCCCGCGUUUCAGGGAUACAUUUUUUACCUCGCUGAAGCGUUUCGAUAAUUCAUGAUUUUGUACGUAUUUCAGAAAUUAAAAUUGAAUUUGAAAUGUG
Notodromas monacha is the source of this 4721-nucleotide messenger RNA. Lineage: Eukaryota; Metazoa; Arthropoda; Ostracoda; Podocopida; Cyprididae. The record is from the annotation of a GenBank genome assembly.